GUGGAACUAUUACAAUUGAAGUGUUAUUUGCAAAAAAGAAAAUUAUCAAUGCUAUUUUAUUUCAUGCAUCGAAUUUCUUGAAAAGUGGUGCACAGGUAUUUAAACGAGCACAUAUAUGGUUCUCCUCUCAAGGUGGAGGUCAAUAUUCACCGAGAACGUUGUAUUUUAAUUAUGUCCCAGAUAAAAAUUUCCAGUCAGCAAGAUGGGUAAGAAUACCGGUGCCAAGUCGAAUUGCUAAGGAAUUACGAGUGGAACUAACAUCGGCAAAAAAUAGCAGCUGGUUAUUGCUGAGUGAAAUCAAAUUUGAAUUUGCAAAUGAAAUAAUCGAUUCGGAUUAUUUGAAUGAUGAGGAAUUUGAUUUGGAUAACCAAUCAAGUAAAGGUGAUACGUUGACUUAUUUUGCUAUCAAUGAUACAUCUGAAGAUGGCACACGAUGGAUAUCAAUUGCUGUAAUAAUAUCACUCCUCUUCCUAUUCUGUGCUCUCAUUAUCCUUUUCUAUUUGCUUUGGAUUUAUCGUAGUACAUUUUCACGCAAAGGACCAUUUAUUGUAUUGAAGAAAAAUUCGAAAGAUGUACGAAUGAUAAUUGAAGGACAAACUGCUAAACGUACAUCACCCAAUGCUUAUCGUAUGACCAAUGAUAAUAUGCAAAAUUUGCUAUUGGAAAGACUUCACGCCAAUCAAUCGACCGGUGGUGAAUAUGCUGAACCAAAUUACGUCAGUGAGGCAAACCUUGCUGACUGGAAAUUUUUAUCUGGGACAUAA
Messenger RNA from Acanthocheilonema viteae, 764 nucleotides. The record is from the annotation of a GenBank genome assembly. NCBI's taxonomy places the organism in Eukaryota, Metazoa, Nematoda, Chromadorea, Rhabditida, Onchocercidae.